Benincasa hispida (wax gourd) is the source of this 396-nucleotide messenger RNA. The record is from RefSeq and is a predicted model, not a curated record. Lineage: Eukaryota; Viridiplantae; Streptophyta; Magnoliopsida; Cucurbitales; Cucurbitaceae.
AUGAGACCUAAAAUUACAUAUGCGGUUAAUCAUCUUAGUCAGUACUUAAAGAAACCUACGGACAUUCACUGGCAAGCGGUGAAGAGAAUACUAAGAUAUGUGAGUAGCACUCGACACUUUGGCCUCUACAUUCAACAAGGGUCCGACCUAUCUAUUUCGGCCUUCUCCGAUGCCGAUUGGGCAGCCAAUAUAGACGAUCGAAAAUUAGUUGCUGCUUAUUGCAUCUUUCUUGGUGGUAAUCUUAUCUCCUGGUCCUCAAAGAAACAAUCUGUUGUAACCCGGUCCAGUAAAGAGUCUGAAUAUAGAGCUCUAGCUCAUGCCUCUGUAGAAAUUAUCUGGGUGCGACAACUAGUGUGUGAGAUUGGUGUCAAACAAAAGUCGGCUCCAGUCCUAUGA